CAGACGCAAAACUCAGUGCUCUUGAAAAUUAUGAUGAUAAUUGAGAUGAUGAAAGACAUACGAUUCGUAUGCUUAUUCUGAUCCAUUGACCUAUAUAUAUAUAUAUAUAUGCACCUUCUAAGUUUGCCCAGCUCCUUGCACUCAACCAAAUCGUUCUUCGUCGAUCAUUCACUUAAACAUAUAGAGUGCCAAAUAAUAACUCAUCGCGAAUCACACAGAGACACAUGAAUAUGAAACCCAACUUUUCCUUACUGUCCAAGCUUAUAGUGCUACAAUGCCUAUCAGUUUUGUGCUGCUCUCAGGAUUUUGAUUUCUUCUACUUUGUUCAGCAGUGGCCAGGAGCAUUCUGUGACACAAAGCAUGGCUGUUGCUACCCCAAGACUGGAAAACCUACAGCAGAUUUCGGCAUUCAUGGACUCUGGCCCAACUAUAAGGAUGGCUCUUGGCCCUCUAACUGUGACCCUGACAGUGUUUUCGACAAAUCUCAGAUUGCAGAGCUGAUGAGCAGUAUGGAAAAGCAUUGGCCAUCGUUGAGCUGUCCAAGUAGCAACGGCCUGAGGUUUUGGUCUCACGAAUGGCAAAAACAUGGGACCUGCUCAGAAUCUGAGCUUGAUCAGCGUGACUACUUUGACAGUGCUCUUAAACUCAAGCAGAAAGCAAACCUCCUGAACAUCCUCCACAACGCAGGUAUUAAAGCAGACGAUGGAUUCUACAGUUUAGAGAGCAUUAAAGAGGCUAUAAAAAAUGGUGUUGGGUUCACUCCAGGAAUUGAGUGCAAUGUGGAUGCAAAACACAAGAGUCAGCUUUAUCAAGUUUAUCUGUGCGCGGACACUUCUGGGUCAGAUUUCAUUGAGUGUCCUAUUCUUCCCACAAGCAGAUGUGGUUCACAAGUCCAAUUCCCCAAGUUUUAAGACAAUUUAGAAUUACAUUGAGGCAAGAAAUUAUUGAAUAUUGUAUAUAAUCAUAUAGAUAUAUGAAUACAGAAUACGUUUCUCAUCAUUUGUGACCGGUAUGCGUUCUCCUUCUUUUCUCUGGAUUUUUAUUAUUUCAGUCCCAUUCUCAACAUUUAUUCCAAUAAUUUGAUUGAGAUAUGGAGUCAAGACAGACCCUAGGUCAGGAUACAAAAUAUCCAUGUACAGAGGAAAAAACAGAACAAAGGCCCAUUCUAAUAUUUACGAGUUGGGCUUCUGAUUAUUAUUGGGCUUGACUGAGACAAAACUUAACAAGCAUGAUCCACAACCAUGUCCUGGCGCUUAAGUUAUCAAUAGAUCAUGCUUGUGUCUACUGUACCUCAUUUCUUAUUAUCCAUCUUUCUUGUGUUGAAUUUUUAUCAAUUUUUUAACAA
Molecule: messenger RNA, 1345 nt
Organism: Prosopis cineraria
Lineage: Eukaryota; Viridiplantae; Streptophyta; Magnoliopsida; Fabales; Fabaceae
Product: ribonuclease 3-like
Exons: 4
Coding region: 225-911 (228 amino acids)
Biological process (GO): RNA catabolic process
Cellular component (GO): extracellular region
Molecular function (GO): RNA binding; ribonuclease T2 activity
Source: RefSeq, a predicted model, not a curated record